AUUGUUUGUUUCGGGCACAUGUUAAACGACGUUUCCCGAUAAAAAAGACAUGCUUUCAGCCACUUUCAAGUUUUGAGUUAUCGCCAUUAAUUCUCGUUUCGGGUAAAGUUCGCUACGCACUUGUUGUCUCAGCCCCGUUCUUGCCGAUUUUGUCAUCAUGAGGUGUGCUCUCAGUAAAACUGUGGUUUUCCAGCAACUGCCACGUGCUUAAUCGUGCUUGAUCUUAUCAAUUCGCUUAGAUUUUUGAUCGGCUAUGUCGGAACUUAUGAUUGAUUGUUGAGCACAACUCGUAAGAAUGUAUCGUCAAACCUAACAGCCGUUGGAUUUCAAGUCGGCGAGUAUUGUCUUCCCGGACAGUAACUGAAGUGAUGACGUCUUCGUGGAUGACGUCAGUGGUUGAAGAGGUGCUUCUCAUCCUGCUCUGUUAUGUUAGUUUCACAUUUUCCGUUACCACGGAGCUCAAAUAUCGUCAUCCUAGCUCUCCACCUCACAUGACGCAAGCCCUAGGGAACAACAAAUAUCCAGAGCUCAACUCUAGGCUGUUUCAAGGAGAUAUAUUGGUACCUCCCAUCGAUGAGGGAAGGAACGCCAUCCGCCAAGAUACCUAUUUGUGGCCGAACGGAAUCGUGCCCUACACUUUUGACAGCAGUUACACGCAGGAGGAAGCUACUCGCGUCGAGUCAGCAAUGCGGAGGAUAGAGUCGAAAACGUGCGUCCAUUUCGUGCCGUAUAACGGGCAGCAGAGGGAUUACAUUAAAAUCAACAAAGAACCCGGUAAGGGCUGUUUCGCCAUGAUCGGAUACCGACGAAACUACCAGGGGCCGCAUCCGGUCAACUACCAGAGUCCCGCCUGUUUGGAGUACAGGGGCACAGUGGAGCAUGAACUUCUCCACGUCCUCGGGCUUCUGCACGAACAGGCGCGGCCUGACCGUGAUAAUCACGUCGAUAUCCUUUGGAAUAACAUCGACCAAGCUUAUUGGUCAGACUUCAACAAGGCAUCUCCAUACGAAGUAACGACUUUCAAUAUUCCCUACAACCAUAAAAGUGUCAUGCAUUACCCACGUUUUGCUUUCUCAAAAAACGGACAGGAUACGAUCGUUCACAAGACAAAACCAAAAAUGGAGCUGGGUCAGCGGAACGGUGCUACAAAUGGAGACCUAGAAAAAAUCAGGCGUAUGUACCGAUGCAACAAGGUGACGAACAAAAACGGAGACGAUCUCGACUCAUUCAAUGAAAUUGACCUGGACGAUGAUAGAAGUGGUGACUGAGACCAAAAUCUAUAGAAAUGGAGAAUUUGCGAGCAACUUUUUUUUGCUUCUUUUGAGAUUGCUUGAAAAGCUGACUACAGGGUUUUUUUAAAAAAAGUUCUGAUGUGGGAAAUAGUAUAAAAAUAGAUUUGAAAGUGAGAAUUUACUCCUAGUGACGUCAUCUGGUGGCAUUUCCUAUUUAAUCACGUGUAUUUUAGCAGAUUAGAUAAUUUUGUCAUGUCUUCUCCUAUCAUUGUUUAGUUUAUGAACUAAGGGUAUCCUUGUGUUCAUUUCACUCAGUAGUUCCCACUCAAACAUGAAAGUCGUCAAAAUUCAGACACCUGCAAAUUCUCCAUUUGUGAUGGUUCACUUGUCUGGCCUUCAUGUAUAAAAGUAUUUGUUCAUAAGAUGGAAAAAUACUCGAUCAUUAUUGAAUCUUUUUUCAAAUUAACAAUUUAAAAAAUUGCAAUUAUUCCAUAGGAAUAUAUAUUGGUGGAGAAACUAUAAACUCAGGAGCGCGCGAGAUAACUAUACGCUCGUGUCGCGUAUAAAACAUGCGCAUCUUGCUCUUUUUCGUGCAUUCAACUUGUUUCUGCUUAGCUUCUGUCUAUAAAUUCAGUCUCUCAAAUUUCUAAAUUUUUCAUACUUACUAUGAGUUAUUUCAUUCUCUCACUAUGAGUAGAAUUUUCUCUGUCAAAGCAUGUUGAAAGCGAGGCGUGGUGGGACUGGUAUGAGGAUUGCGCCGAGUCGCCAGUUCUGAUAGUUGACUCACUUAGUGCCUAUCGCUUCAAUUGAAGGCGUUUUUCCCGGCGAUAACAAUUAAAAAUUUGCAUACUCAGUUUUGCCUUUUUUUUUGUGGGGA
Molecule: messenger RNA, 2109 nt
Organism: Bemisia tabaci
Lineage: Eukaryota; Metazoa; Arthropoda; Insecta; Hemiptera; Aleyrodidae
Product: low choriolytic enzyme
Biological process (GO): proteolysis
Molecular function (GO): zinc ion binding; metalloendopeptidase activity
Source: RefSeq, a predicted model, not a curated record